Molecule: messenger RNA, 1361 nt
Organism: Galendromus occidentalis (western predatory mite)
Lineage: Eukaryota; Metazoa; Arthropoda; Arachnida; Mesostigmata; Phytoseiidae
Product: DDB1- and CUL4-associated factor 13
Exons: 4
Coding region: 1-1314 (437 amino acids)
Biological process (GO): maturation of SSU-rRNA from tricistronic rRNA transcript (SSU-rRNA, 5.8S rRNA, LSU-rRNA)
Cellular component (GO): small-subunit processome; nucleolus
Molecular function (GO): protein binding
Source: RefSeq, a predicted model, not a curated record
AUGAAGAUCAAGAUGUUAGUGCGAAACCCUGAUGACUACACCCGUGAAACUAGCCGGGACCUGCACCGGCAUCAGAGGAAUGUGGAACCUGAAUUGCAUCCCUUAGCGACUGCGAGGGAGUAUACAGCUGCGGUGAAUGCCGCCAAGAUUGACAGAAUUUUCGCAAAGCCGUUUUUGUGCUCGCUGGGAGGUCAUCGCGAUGCGGUGGAGAUCGUAGCAAAACAUCCAGAAAAAAUAUCAGGCGUUGUCAGUGCUUCAGUCGACGGUGAAGUGCGAUGGUGGGACUUGACCAACAGGCGAUGCGUUGGAAACGUUCAGGCGCACGAUGGCCCCGUACGUGGGCUCUGCUACGGUCAAACAUCGGAUGUUCUCCUAACAGCUGGACAGGACCAGAGCAUCAAGCAAUGGAGAGACCAAGAAAUCCGACACACCAUCCUGUCUAAAACCACCAUUAUGAACCUAGCUCACCACUACAAGAGUCAGAUGUUCGCUACAGCUGGCGAAACGGUUUCAUUGUGGGAAGAAGGUCGGAACGAACCUCUGAGGAGCCUGAACUGGGGCGUGGACACAAUAUACAAUGUCACCUUCAGUCCAAUCGAGUGUGAUCUCUUGGCUUCGCUGUCCAGCGACAGAUCGAUUGUGCUGUACGAUAUCCGCGAAGCUACUCCUUUGCGUAAAGUCACGCUGGAAAUGCGCUCGAACGCUUUAUGCUUCAACCCGAUGCAGGCCAUGCACUUCACAGUGGCGAAUGAAAAUUUCAACUUGUACACUUUCGAUAUUCGGCACCUCAAGACAGCACUUCAGGCUCAUACAGACCAUGUCGGCGCGGUUCUCAGUCUCGACUACUCGCCGACCGGGACCGAAUUCGUUUCGGGCUCUUAUGACAAGUCGGUGAGAAUUUUCCCUGUGGACUCGAUGAGGUCCCGAGAAGUUUAUCACACGAAGCGGAUGCAAAAAGUCACGUCCGUGGUGUACUCCAUGGAUGCGAAAUACGUCAUCAGUGCCUCUGAUGAAAUGAAUCUGAGGUUAUGGAAGGCGAAGGCGUCGGAGCAAUUGGGAAUCACCUCAUCACGGGAAAGGAGUAUCCAGAACUACAAUGAGACUCUUCUCAGUCGAUACGGCAGUCACCCGACCGUGAAGAGGAUCGUGAAACACAGACACAUUCCCAAGCAAUUGUACCAGCAAGUCAAGGAGAAGCAGAUUAUGCUGUCGUCGCGAAAAACCAAAGAAAUCAGACGGCGCAUGCACACGAAGAAAAAAGAUUUGAAAAUACCAAAUACGAAACAACAGAUCAUAGUGGAAGAAGAGGAGUAGAUCACGCUGUAAAUCUUAACUAUCCUGUAACCUCCGACGUCCUCCAA